Molecule: messenger RNA, 366 nt
Organism: Orbilia oligospora ATCC 24927
Lineage: Eukaryota; Fungi; Ascomycota; Orbiliomycetes; Orbiliales; Orbiliaceae
Exons: 2
Coding region: 1-366 (121 amino acids)
Source: RefSeq, a predicted model, not a curated record
AUGUCGGAUCCAGAAUUCAAUCCGGCGCAGCGAGAUAUCUCAAAUGUCAAUCCAAAAGAAAUGAACCCAGACGCCGAGUUCAACCCAAAAAAUGAUGUAUCCGACGCCAGCGGAAACGAAUACCGUUCAAAGGAUGGCUAUCCAGUUCCCGUUGUUGAGGAUAAGGAUAUCUCCGGAGUCGACCCAACCACUGCAGAUAGUGACCGCGAGUUAGCUCGAGAUGAUGUAGAAGCUAUUGACCAAGACAACAUUAUUGAAUCACGAACGCGAGGCGCAAAGCCUCAGGGUAGAUAUCGCGAACCUGGGGACGAGGAAGGCUUGCCAGGGCCGGACGAUGGAACUAGUCGCGUUAGAGGCGGCCGUUAA